This is a messenger RNA of Labrus mixtus (cuckoo wrasse), 2428 nucleotides long. It is a transcript of the gene ckap4, whose product is annotated as cytoskeleton associated protein 4. NCBI's taxonomy places the organism in Eukaryota, Metazoa, Chordata, Actinopteri, Labriformes, Labridae. The transcript has 2 exons. The coding region runs from base 131 to 1633 and encodes 500 amino acids. The record is from RefSeq and is a predicted model, not a curated record.
CCGGUCCGGUUUGGGGGCCUGGACUGGAAAACGUCUCCAUCCACGACUGCAAGGAAACACCAGCAGCUCUCACACUCUCCAUCACACACACACACACACACAUAUAUAUAUCAGCCAGCUCCCAUUGAAGAUGACAGCAAAAAACCGACACAAGAACAACUCGAGCGACAAGACCCCCGCAUCCAUUCCUGAGGAUGCGUCGAAGAAAAGCCCAAAGAGCAGCACCGGCAACGGGGUGAGUGGCCCCGCACCUCAGGGGCCACAGUCUGGGAGCUGCCUCGGGCUGUUUUUCACCACAGUGUUUUAUUUGGGGUUAUUAGGAGCUGCGGGGUUUGCUGCUUUUUAUCUACAACAGGUAGUGGAGGAGAUUCGUGAGACCAGCGCGAAACAUGAGGACAGUGCGCGACAGAACGCAGAGCUGAGCAGCAAAAUGGAGAGUGUGGUUCAACAGGUGGAGUCUCUCAGGAGCAUUGUGGAUGGGCUGGAAUCGUCACUGGGCAUCACACGGAUGGAGCUGGAGGGCGCUGUCACCCGGAUGAAGCGGGGCGAGGUGGAGACGAGGAAGGUGGACGAGGCCCUUCAGAAGCUCCAGAACAAUCUACUCAGGGACCUCUCCGACGGGAUCAGCGAGGUGAAGGAGGCCAGGGAGCGGGACUUCUCGUCUCUGGAGAAAACUGUAGAGGAACGCCUGGCUGAGGUGAGUCAGUCCAUCGCGGCCAGCAUGGCCGAGUUUACCGAGGCUCAGGGCGCGGCGCAGAGCCAGCUGGCUGAUCUCAAGGCCCGCCUCGGUGACAUUGAGGACCCCGCGCUCAUAAAACAGGAGCUCUCUGCCAUCGUCAAUGCCGUAGCUGAAAUCAGAACUGCCUCGGCGGAUUCUGACGCCGCAUCAGAUUCCCUCAGGCAGCAGAUUGGUGCAGUGAGGGAGGAGCUGCAAACUCGUAACAAGGAAGUCGGCUCCUUGUCUCAGGAAGUAGAAACAGUGAGGUCCGUGGCUCAGGAGCAUGUUGGGAGUCUGAGACUGUCACUGUCUGAAGCUGAGGGUGAAGUCCAGGCUCUCAAGGACAAAAGCGAGACCCUGGAGAGCAGCGUGGAGCAGGCCGCUGUUGCCGUGCGUAAUGUGGAGAAGCAGGCGAGUGACGCAGCUGCUCAGGUCAAGAAAACUUGGGACAACCUGGAAGCCAGAGUGAAAGCAGCAGAGGAGAGCGGAGAUUCACUUUCCACAUCCGUAUCAGACAUCAGCGCGAGAGUGGAGUCACUAUUUGGCAAAUUCGAUACCCAUGAAAGCGCACUGACUGUGCAGGGGCAGACCGCGGAGAAAGUCAAAACGGCUCUGGAGCAGGAGUUGGAGUCACUAAAGGGCCGAGUGGAGGAGGUCAAGUCCAGCACGGACAUCCAAACGCAGCUAACCCUGCAGGUGAGCGACGCGACGAAGAGGAUCGCCGCUCUGGAGGACGGCGGCAAAGUCAAGCCGGAGCAGCUGCAGAGCUUGACAAGCAUGGUGGCUGGCUUGGAGGCUAAAGCUGCUAAGCUAGAAGGCCACGACAACGCUAUUGCCGCGCUCCAGAAAUCUCUGCAAGACACCACAAAGACACUGGCAGGCUUAUCCAAAACCCAGGGCAAGAAGGAGAAGUAGGGAUUUAAAGUUAGGGGUGUGACGUCAGGAAAACAAAACAUGGACAAUCAUUUUUUUCUAAAGGAUGCCAAUUAACCAUACUCACAUGGCGGCCAAUUUUUUCCCCAAUUGUAAGCUCAGAUGCUGUUAAAUUGUUGUACCACAGUGCCCUAAGAUAAAAGUCACAAAAAUCAAGUGAAUCCGUCAAAUCAUUUGGUUAGAAAAGCAUACAUAUCUUGCUAAUGGUAAUUGUAGCAAGGAUGUGGCUCAAUGCUAACAUUAGCCUUUUUCUGAAAAACGGCGAAAAGCCCUUCGAGAUUUUCAUUGUUUGGUGUCUUUUUAGUCACUGGUCAACCUAAAAGCAGUAAAAUGAGUCAGAUCCUCACACUAUAAGGUGCCUUUAUAACGCUAUUUAACCUUCCUGCCCUGGGCUUGAGCAUUGGAAGAAACGGCCGGCGUUUGAUAUGGUGAAUCGCUCACUUUUUGCCUUUUUUUCCAUGAAGAAUUUUGUCUCAGACUUGAUGGUUGAUGUUGCACAUUUUAGUAGCUAAUAAAAAAAAAAAAAAAAAAAAGGUUCAGUCAGGAGAGCGAGUCAGAGCUGAACUGCCGAUCUGUGAAUUCAAAUCCAAACUCAUUCUGCACUGUAGUUUUUCUAUUUCUAAUGUUUCCGUUUUUUUUUUUUCAUGUUACAUGGAAAUGCUGUUUAUUUACGACAAACCAGAUGCAAUAAUGAGCUCUUUUUGAGCACUCCUUUUUUAUUCACUACAUGUUUUUUCUGUUUUUUUUUUACAAGAAUAAAACUCUUGUUGACCCAGA